Messenger RNA from Loa loa (African eye worm), 575 nucleotides. RefSeq lists its product as hypothetical. The transcript has 4 exons. NCBI's taxonomy places the organism in Eukaryota, Metazoa, Nematoda, Chromadorea, Rhabditida, Onchocercidae. The record is from RefSeq and is a predicted model, not a curated record. The coding region runs from base 90 to 518 and encodes 142 amino acids.
CCAAGCCGACAGAUAUUGAUUUCAGUAGUUUUGCAAAUAUUUCGUUGGAAAAUUAUAUUUGGCCAGUUGGUUCUCGGAGCAAAGUAGUCAUGAUUCCGGAGCACAUAUACAGUACACAUGUACAUCAGGUGUUAAAACCAGAACCUGGAAAGCUCGUAACAGUCGUUCCACCUGAAACUGCUCUUGUUUUUCAUUUAAGACGAGUUAUGCGAGAUAAGCUAUGGUCAUCAAAUACAACAAUGCGAACCGAUGCACUUGCUCGAUUUAUUGAUCCAUGCAAUAAGUCAUGGGAAAACCGGUUGAAAGUGAUCAGACAAAUUCCUGAAGCUAAAAUAUUACACGGAAAUGAAUGGCCCCAAAGAGGAAACCAGGUAAUGGAAGAAGUGGAAGCAUGCCGUGAGCAACUUGAUUCGAUUCGAAAUGACAUUUGCCAUUCACCAUAUCGCUGUAUGUCCAAGAUUACCUCUGUUAAAACAAACGAAUGGGUUAUUGCGCAACAGACUUGGACUGUUUUAUGAAUAGCAUGGAUAUUACCAUUCUGAAUAUGAUAUGGGUAUAUAUGACGGGUACUUAUC